This is a messenger RNA of Dibothriocephalus latus, 141 nucleotides long. NCBI's taxonomy places the organism in Eukaryota, Metazoa, Platyhelminthes, Cestoda, Diphyllobothriidea, Diphyllobothriidae. The record is from the annotation of a GenBank genome assembly.
CUUGAGAAUAACAACGGCGAAGAUUUUCGCAGCAACACCAAUGAGGCUUGCGCCGUGAUGCUGUUCGCGCACUGUGCUACCUCCCUGCUGGAAAACAGGUACAAGGAAGUCAUAAGUCUAGUCCUCAGAAGCAUUGACUAA